AUGUCUGAAAGAGGAAAGAUGAAGUCUGAACCAAUGAAAGUUGUGUUCAUUAACACACAGUACGUUGAGACAGAUGGAGGUAAUAGAAUCGGUGAAGAUACCAAACGUCCCUACGAAGGUGGAGGAGGAGUGGGGACGACGACGGAGUUUGAUAGGUUUUUCAAGGAGAUGCCACACAUGGAGGAAUUGUAUAAGCUAUGGUCUGAUAAUUGA
Eruca vesicaria subsp. sativa (arugula) is the source of this 213-nucleotide messenger RNA. Lineage: Eukaryota; Viridiplantae; Streptophyta; Magnoliopsida; Brassicales; Brassicaceae. The record is from the annotation of a GenBank genome assembly.